AUGACUGGACUGCCUAAGAAAGUACAGCUACCGAAAUCGGUACUGGACAUGAAAUUUAUGAAAAAGACAAAAGAAAGAAUAGAAAAAGAAAUAGAAAAUACUCAAGAUCAUGAUAGUUUGUACGCAAAUAUUAUAACACAUGAAAUGCGUAGUGCUUCUGGAAACUUUAUAUCAGAACCUAGUUUUAUAUUUUGUGAACCUAUGAUUGAAGGCAGAUUGUCAUUCAAAGGUAUGAACCCAGAGAUAGAACGUCUUAUGGAAUUGGAAAAUGCAAAGAAUGAAAAGCCUAGUGGUGAAAUGGAUAAAGAUGUAAGUGACGAAGUGCUUGCAAGGAAAAUGGAAGCUUUUAACAAAAGGAAAAGGCCACAAGACAGUCCAAAAUAUGUAACUAUUGGUAACAAAAGGAAAAAGUGA
Messenger RNA from Arctia plantaginis, 414 nucleotides. NCBI's taxonomy places the organism in Eukaryota, Metazoa, Arthropoda, Insecta, Lepidoptera, Erebidae. The record is from the annotation of a GenBank genome assembly.